Messenger RNA from Folsomia candida, 2290 nucleotides. RefSeq lists its product as uncharacterized. The record is from RefSeq and is a predicted model, not a curated record. The transcript has 5 exons. NCBI's taxonomy places the organism in Eukaryota, Metazoa, Arthropoda, Collembola, Entomobryomorpha, Isotomidae. The coding region runs from base 79 to 2016 and encodes 645 amino acids.
UCGCUCUACUCACCGGCCCACCAACCAACCAACAACCUUAUUUUUUGCUCUGUUUACUUUCACUUUUUUUAAUUGAUAAUGGAGGGGGGCGGGUCAAGGUCAGACGACGACGACUUCCAAUUAAGUCAGAGGAAGAGACCACGCGUGGUUAAGAAGAAGAACGUUGCUGGAGCUUCUAAUCCUACUGCUGAACAAAAGACUGCCAAGAAAGUGAAGCCUACCCCUGCGCCACUUCUACCCACCCCUGACAAACUAUUAACCGUGGAGAAAGCGAAACAUCCUCUCGCUCCCCUUGGUCAACUGAAUCCGGCUGGGACGGAAGAUAAGGAGAAGAGGAAAUUGGUGACCGCCACAAGUUCUGCUCGAGACGACCCGGAUUUUCAACCCGUGCAGUGGUCACUCGUUGCUCAAGAGGAGGAUAUGGAGGUGAAGGAAGAGAGACGAUUGAGAGAUGGGAGGGGAAUUAAUAUUAAAGAGGGGGAUUUGGCUGACGAGUUUCAAAUAAAAUAUGUUGUUACACCGGAUUCUCGAGUCGGAAGAAUAACAAAAGGUGAAGGGGUAGAUCUCAUUAAACGGAAAAUACUGGAGUUGGCUGGUGCCGAGUCUACCUCCUCUGCCGGUCUGAACGUAGACGAGGCGUCCCCAGAACUUAUCUUGACGCAAGAAGACGUGGGACUGGUUGAUGAGCAAAGGGAACUUCUUUUUACCGAGAUUUUUAAGAAAGGUGGUCGUGUCCCUGUCAUUGAUAAGCCUGGAUGGAGUCUCAUCAUUCAUAAAGCCCCCACCACCGGGUUUAUUCAUUUGUGUGUAGAGAAACCAAAAGUUGAGAACGGAGUAGGCGCUUAUCAAGCUUUGAGGCUUUGUACUGAACCCAAAUGCUACCAGUACCAGCAAACACUCGCAACUGAUGUCCUUCCAAAAUGUACUUAUCAUCAACCUGAGCCAGUUUAUACCGUGGUGAAAGUACCCGACUAUAAUCGGAGAGACGUGUUGGUCCAACUUCACAUGAAAUUUGCACUCUCCGUUAAAUUAAAUGUAUCCGACGAACAGAAGGAUGAUGCGGUGGAAUUUAACCUUGGUCGUGCGUGUUCUAGAAACUCGGCUUGGUUUAAUUAUUGUGCCACGAAAGGUUUAAAAACUCGUCCCAUUCCAAAGCCAAUUUCCAUGACACACUUUGCCAACGAGGGAGACGCUCUCAAAAAGUUGUCAUUAGAGUCUACAAUCGGAAUGUUCAUGAAACUAGCCCCCGGAACUCAACCCAUCAUUAAUUUGAAUGAUCUCAUCCCUUUGUGUUACGAUAUGAAGGGUGAGCUUGAUGUUCGACUGAAGGACUUGGGGAUGGAGCUCAAAAUUCGUCGCCACUUGACACCGGAGGAGAGGGUAGAGGUCAAGUAUCUGUUUCCAGGAGAGUACUUCCUCACCAGCACCUUCACAACCACUCCCACCACCACCACCUUCAUCACUACCGCAACAGCAGCAGCAGCAUUACAAAAACCGGGCAAAGGGAAGUCGUUUUUAUAUGCCAUCAUGAGUCGGAACAUGUGGUACUUUGGGUGGAGUGAUACCCCCGAUUUCAAGGACCGUCUCACAGGAAACAAAAGUGAUGGUGUUAAUGAGUACAAACGAAUCACUGAUAAACGCCAGAAAGACAGGGAAUUGGAGAUAGAUGGACUACGGCAGAGAGAUAGAGAGUUAGGUAGAGCAGAAGAAUCAUGUACCUAUCCACCCCCACUAAAAGCUCCCACCUUGACCUGCUACCUACUCGCCAAGUGUGAUGAUGAUGAUAAGGAGAAGAAGAAGACAAAGACGAUUGAGGCUAAAAUGAUUAUUGCAGGUUAUGUUGCAUACUUGUUAGGGUUGCGUAAUCCCAUUCGACCUAACUCUGAUCUAGGCUAUUCAACAAAUAAGUGUGUCUCUAUAAGUCUUGUUGACUCUACUUCCUGGGGAGAGAUCUGUGACUUUGUUAAGUUAUUUUGGGGGGUUGAGCCAAUGCUGGGCCAAUUUAAGAAAGAUUAAACUACUUGAGGUUUUUUGUACAUGAAUUAUUUUCGAACACAAAUAAAAAAAAUAGUUAUUUAAUUAACGUAAUGUAAAUAAAUAAAUUUUAGGUUCCGUAUCUCUAGGGGAUACGGAAUUAUGUAACUUACUUGGUGGAGUAACAACAUGGCCAGAUAGAACUCCAGGAGACUGACACUUAUGACGAGAGUGAGGAUAGACAGAAACAUAGUGACUAAAAGAAGAAGAACAAGAACAAAUACAUGGAACUAUUAAAUACUUAUUGUGACAAAAA